Molecule: messenger RNA, 2239 nt
Organism: Peromyscus eremicus (cactus mouse)
Lineage: Eukaryota; Metazoa; Chordata; Mammalia; Rodentia; Cricetidae
Gene: Tcta
Product: T cell leukemia translocation altered
Exons: 4
Coding region: 122-913 (263 amino acids)
Source: RefSeq, a predicted model, not a curated record
GCCAGGGGCUGCCGGCCGAGAGCAGCAGGUGGGGCGCGACCGCGACCAGGCGACGGGCGGGUGGCCGGAAAAGUGCCGGCCGGCGGGCCGGCCGGGCCCGGAGCCGAGGCGGCUGGAGGGAAUGCUCCUGCUCACCUCAAGGCGACGACUCCGAGUCCGGCCUCUUCGCGCUCAGGACGCCUGUCCACGAGUCCGCAAGCUCGGAGACGAGGACCGGCAGCUCCGCGGGAGACGGCGGACUGAGGAGAGAACCGACAGAGGACCGCGGGCGGCGGGCGGGGAGCGCGAGCGAACGAGGGCGGGCGGUGGCGGGAGGGCGGGGAGCGACGUGCGCGCCCCCGCGCGCCCUGCGGGCUCGAGCUGGCGCCAGUCGCGGCCCCGCUCAGGCGCGCACACUCACAAUUCAUCCACGAUUGCUCAAGAGCGCAACCACGCCCUAAAAGCAAGACUCUCAACCAAUCAUUGCAGCCGCGUGGAGCAUCACGGGAACUCCGGGGCUAUAAAAGACCGAGUUGCUAUUUUAUACUCACCGAAUCACUCACCCUUUAAGCCUAACCCCGGAAGACCAUACGCUUGCGCAGUGAGAACUACGGUGACCGUACACCCGGUGGGGCGCUGGCCAGUCAUGGCGGAACCUUGGUCUGGGCAGUUUUUGCAAGCUCUGCCCGCUAUGGUGCUCGGAGCGCUGGGCACCCUGGGCAGCGAGUUCCUGCGGGAGUGGGAGACACAAGACAUGCGAGUGACUCUCUUCAAGCUGCUCUUGCUGUGGUUGGUGUUAAGUCUCCUGGGCAUCCAGCUGGCGUGGGGGUUCUACGGGAACACAGUGACCGGGUUGUAUCACCGUCCAGGCAGAGGACACUCCAGUGCUGGUGACAGGGAAGAGAAUUCUCAGGAUGUGAGUGCACCAGCUUAGUGGCCUUUGCAAGAAUCCUCCAAUUCUGCAGGGAAAUGGCAGCAAAUGAACCUCUCAAAACCCACAGAGAAUAAGGGAAGGCAGCAGCAGAAGGCUCUCCAGAGACAUCACUGGGUCUGCAGGCUCCUGUGUUGCAUCCUGCUGCUGCCCAGACCCCCUUGGACAACUGCAGAGGGCUUGGGGUUGGGGGACUGGAGUACCACAGUGCUUCCAGGGUGAGCCUCCAUUGCCUCCAGCCUUGCUUCCAACAGCUCCAGGUACUGGGCAGGUGAAGUUCGUCUCUACCCUGGUGUGUUGCCCUAAGACUUCUGUCAAGGGUCAGAGCUGAGAAGCAUUCUGGUUGGGGAGGUCAGCAGUCCCUUUUCACUGUCUUUUUCCUGCCCUCCUCAUGCCCUUGGGAUAUGAUCUUAUAGAGAUUUGUCCUUCUAAGAGGAAUCUUGAGGAUAAUCAGUUCUAAGAUUUAUAAGGCAAGUCUGUUCUCCCCUAAGCCCUGAUUUCCUUGGCUUUGCUUUGUAGGCAAGAAGCCAGCAAAUCCUGGCUAGGCUAGAGCACCAAACAUGUACCUCCCUGGCCCAACUAGGCUUCUAGAUCUGAGGCAGGCAGAGGAAGUUAUCAUUUCCUAACUGACCUAUUUCUCUGUUCUUUGGGGGCAAGUUGAGAACCUGAAAGACAGAGUGCACUAAGAGUCCCUGGUCUUAGCUGCCGUCUCCACUGCUCAAGUGCCCAUGGGGUGUUUUGGUUUGUACCUGGUCCCCUCCUAGGGAGGUGCUAAGCAGUCAUUGUGCCCUACCUCCUUAUCACUUCCCGUCUUGACAAGGGCCUCAUCUUAAGAGCCUGCUAGUAUCCUUUCAGCCCUUAGGAAUAUCAGUAAGAGUGAGCCACAAUCCAGAUAGCCCUGGGCCCUUCACAGUGGGUCAAAGAGGUUCCAAAGGGGUGGGUGGCAAAUGUCCCCAGGAAAACACCAAUUUCUGAGAUCACUAUGGUUCCUAAAAGCACUGUGGCCCUGGAUCUGUCUUCUUCUCUAAUGGUUGCACUUCUGCCUGUCUCUGCUGGUUACUAGCUACCUCAGAUGUCCCACUGUCUCUGUCAGAUGUCACAUAGCCUUCUGGCAUCCUUUGUCUACAAAGACUUUGUAGCAGGUGUGCUAUAAAUGAAACCGUACUGAGCUCCUCAUGCACAAGUACCUACUCCAGCAAUGCAUCUGUAUGGCAGAAAGAUGUUCUUCACAGCCUCAGGUCCACCCACUGGCAUCACUACAAAGAGUCAAGGUCUCACAUUCCACCCCAGGAGUACCUGAAGAUGUGGCAUAUUAAACACAGAAGUGUA